Messenger RNA from Pseudopipra pipra, 915 nucleotides. RefSeq names its product proteasome 20S subunit beta 4 (gene PSMB4). NCBI's taxonomy places the organism in Eukaryota, Metazoa, Chordata, Aves, Passeriformes, Pipridae. The record is from RefSeq and is a predicted model, not a curated record. Gene Ontology annotation, cellular component: proteasome core complex.
GGAGCCGCGUUUGUCGCUGUCGGGCUCCUCGGCCCCGCCGUUUUGGGCCGGGGGUCCCGCCCCGGGGCAAACCUACAUCCCCGGCGGCACCGGGAUAGGGCCCUGUGCAGGGACACUGCCUUCGCCCGCACGCUGAGCCCGAUGGUGACGGGCACGUCGGUGCUGGGGGUGAGGUUCGAGGGGGGGGUGAUGCUGGCCGCCGACACCGUGGGCUCCUACGGCUCCCUGGCCCGGUUCCGGGGCAUCUCCCGCCUCCUGAGGGUCAACGACUGCACCGCUGGGGCCUCGGGAGACUACGCCGACUUCCAGUACCUGCAGCAGGUCAUCGACCAGAUGGUACCAUCCAGUCCAACCCCGCCGUGGUUCCCAGCCCGUGGCACUGAGGCCACGUCCAGUCUGGGCUUAAAAACCCCCAGGGCUGGAGAAUCCCCCCCCUCCCUGGGCAGCCCAUUCCAAGGGCUGAGCACCCUCUUCCUUCCCUGUGCCCUCAGGUUCCUGGGAUACGUGGACAUGCUGGGAGUGGCCUACGAGGCGCCGACGUUGGCCACGGGGUUCGGGGCCUACCUGGCUCAGCCCCUGAUGAGGGAGGUCCUGGAGAAGAAGCAGAGCCUGACCCAGGAGGAGGCCCGGGACCUCCUGGAGCGCUGCCUGCGGAUCCUCUACUACAGGGACGCCAGAUCCUUCAACAGGUAUGAACUCGCCACCGUGACGGAGAAGGGGGUGCAGGUGGAGGGACCCCUGACCCUGGAAGCCAACUGGGACAUCGCCCACGUGGUCAGCGGCUUCGAGUGAACUCCGGGAGCUGCUCCAGGUCGUCGCGUCCUUUGUGUCCCACCCUUUGUAUCCUGGUCCCUCUGGAAUGUCCCUCUGGAAUGUCCCAUCCGUGUUUUUGGGAAUAAAACCAAGACCUUUUAA